Molecule: messenger RNA, 1193 nt
Organism: Musa acuminata subsp. malaccensis (wild Malaysian banana)
Lineage: Eukaryota; Viridiplantae; Streptophyta; Magnoliopsida; Zingiberales; Musaceae
Product: WUSCHEL-related homeobox 6-like
Biological process (GO): adventitious root development
Molecular function (GO): DNA binding; DNA-binding transcription factor activity
Source: RefSeq, a predicted model, not a curated record
GUGUUCGAUCUUUUUCGAUCUUUCUCUCUCUUCUCACAUCUCUUGCACUCGCCAUGGACGGCCGGAACGGCAGCCCAAACCGCGGUCUCGCCGGCGCGGAGCCCGUGCGCUCCCGCUGGACCCCGAAGCCGGAGCAGAUCCUCAUACUGGAGUCCAUCUUCAACAGCGGCAUGGUUAACCCCCCCAAGGAUGAGACGGUGAGGAUCCGCAAGCUCCUCGAGAAGUUCGGCUCCGUCGGCGACGCCAACGUCUUCUACUGGUUCCAGAACCGGCGGUCAAGGUCCCGCCGCCGGCAGCGGCAGCUGCAAGCCGCGGGCCUCGCGGCGGAUCCCGGAGCUGCGAUGCACGCACGCCAGGUCGGUGGUGCAGCUCUGUAUGAACCGACCUCGACCGGCAUGUCAUCGAACAACUCGUCUGGUGGAGGCAGGCUCUUUGCUUGCUCUUCUUCUGCUUCUUCUUCUUCUUCUUCCUCCUCCUCAUCCUCUAGCCUUGUGGGGGAUGAUGGAGGUGCCGAUGAUCUCUUCUUCUCUCGCCAGAUGGGCUUCAUGGAGAGUUGCCAGAAUCCUUUUAUGUGCUAUCCUGACGUCGGUCCAAUGAACUAUCAGCCUGGGACCAUCACUGUCUUCAUCAAUGGGAUCCCAUCAGAAGUUCCAAGAGGACCUAUAGACUUGAGAGCUAUGUUUGGCCAAAAUGUGAUGCUCGUCCACUCCUCCGGAGAGCUUCUUCCCAUCAAUGAAUACGGAAUUCUACUGCAGAGCUUGCAGAUGGGUGAAAGCUACUUCUUGGUAUCAACAUCUACUUAACCCAUGAGAAAUGGCAUCAGCAGAAUCAAAUGCCUCUUCCAGUGAUCACAAUUUCAGAAGCAAUCUCACCUCUUGUCCUAAUUUAAUGAUCUACCACAUCCUUAUGUGUCUAAUUAUUACCAUGGCUGAAGCUGUUUGUAGCUUUCCUAUUAUUAUUUAUCAUUAUGGUGUUGUAUGCACUUGAUAGUGUUUGCUGGAAUACAGAAAUCUUAAUUGUAUUUGCACCUUUGUUUCUUUAAUUGCAUUGGCAGAGUGCAUCAAAAACACUACAUCUUGGAACUACAGAUCUCCCAAGUGUUCUGGAUCUUACAAUUAAUUUGAUUGAAGGAGAUCACAUAUGUAAGAGGAUGGAUGUCUGAUGUCUUCAAUAAAAUUGUAUGCUUCAAAUUA